Molecule: messenger RNA, 465 nt
Organism: Microthlaspi erraticum
Lineage: Eukaryota; Viridiplantae; Streptophyta; Magnoliopsida; Brassicales; Brassicaceae
Source: the annotation of a GenBank genome assembly
AUGAAGAAUCUGGAGGAGAUCAUCUUCAUGAAUAAUGGGUUGAAUUCUUGCUUGCCGGUGGAUAUUGGGCGGUUGAAAAACGUGACGGUGUUCAAUGUUAGCUUUAACGAGCUUGUUGGUCCGUUGCCGGUGAGUGUUUGCGAAACCGGUUUGGUUUUGGUUGAGCAGUUUAAUGUGGCUCAUAAUCGAUUAUCAGGGAAGAUUCUGGUGAGUAUUUGUCAGCUUCCGAAGCUUGAGAAUUUCACUUACAGUUACAAUUUCUUCACCGGUGAGCCUCCUAUGUGUCUUAGAUUGCCUGUGUCUAAUGAACGGAGAAAUUGUUUGCUGGGGCGUCCUGCUCAGAGGUCGUCAAAGCAAUGUGCAGUGUUUUUGUCUCGACCGCCGGUGGAUUGUGGAUCUUUUAAGUGUGGCCGUUCUGUUUCACACUCUCCUCCAUGUCUUUAUUUAGAACUAUGUCUCAAGUAG